GACACCGAGUCUCCGAGAUCGAGACUUUCAGUUUCCACGACGAUGGCGAGUACGUUGGUCUAGGAAGUCCGAUGGCGUUCGACGGAGGCUGCCUCGCGGCGAGAAUUCGGGACGAAAAUAACAGCGCGAGCCUCGUCUAAAAUUAUUCGACCGAUCGCGAAACCUCUCCAUUCCCUCUGGCGUUCGAGACGGUGCAACGUCGGGGGUCGUUGCUUUCGCGAGUUUCGUGCCUGCAAGCUUGUUCUCGAUCGUUCGAGACUAUGGAACCGUCGGAGGAGGAUUACAGGACGCUGUGUUCGCUGGAGACAGUGCGAUCCGGAAAGAAGGGUUUCUUUCGAGAUUUUAGCGAGCACGUGACUAGAGUGGCUGGCGAGAACUGGAUCGCGAAGGUGUUUGGUCGAUCGAGGGACGAUGAGAGUCGAGUUCGAAUGAUCUUCACGGACGGGAAGAUCAAAGGGGCGGUGAUCGAGACGUUGAGCAGGACGCAGAUCCUGUACAGGGCCAAGGACGCGAAGGCCUCGAGGGCGAGGAGGCUGGAGGGUUUCGCGGCGGUGGCAGAGGCGGAUCGCGAGAAGGCUCUGCUCCUCUUCAGCCAAGCUGUGCUUCGAGCACCAGCCCCAGAAAAAUCCGAGGUGUCCGUCGAUCGAGGACUCGCGUUGCCGCUCGCGUUGCUAGCAAGGGCAGAGGUUUUCGUCGCCUGCAACGACCACCACCUCGCCUUGGAAGACUUGAGCUUGGCUGAAGAGUUUGAGCUUCCAGACCAACUACGGGCGGAUCUCGCUCGAAGAAAAGAAGAAUGCGAGAGUUUCCUGCGCGCUAACGAGAAGAGCCUGAUCUCCACCAAGGAACACCGACGAAAAGAAGCCUCUCGCUCGCUUCAAAGGAAACCGGUGCCGGGUCGUUUGUCCGGAGGCGAGAAUCCCCGGAUUCCGGGAGCGUCGAGCUUGUUGGAGAUCGAGGAGACGACUGACGCGGGUAAACGCGCGAUCGCGACAGGGGAGAUCGUCCCUGGGGACAGGUUGGUGAUCGAGCAGCCGAUCGCGGCGUGCCUGCUACCGGAAUACUUCGGCACUCACUGCCAUCAUUGUUUCUCGAGAUUGAGGGCUCCGAUAGGCUGCCCGGACUGCAGCAGCGUCGCGUUUUGCGGGAGAACCUGCAGAGACACGGCGAUCGAGAGCUACCACAAAUACGAGUGCAAGAUCCUAGCGCUGAUGAUAGGUUCUGGAAUGAGCGCGUUGAGCACGCUCGCUCUACGAAUGGUCACCCAAAACGGCCCUAACGUUUGCUAUGACAUCUUUCGAGCGUUGAAUCGUCGAAGCUUGGAGGACAAGUUCGAGGAAACCUUGACACCGUUCUCGUUCGCGGAUCAGGAUGAGACUAAGGCUAAUUCGAAGCUCAGCAAAUCGGCGAGGCGGCGGAUCAGAAAGAAGAAGUUACGUGACUCGAGAUAUCGAGACGCGACGAGCGAGGAGACGCGUGUCGAUCUUCGAGCGUACGAUUUGGUCAUGCACCAGAACGAGAGAACGGCCAAGGACUUCUUCGAGCGGUCCCUGAUGGCGGCGUUCCUCCUCAAGUGUCUACAGAGGGUCGAGUUUUUCGAGAGUCCGUCCAAAGACGAUGGUAGGACGCCCAGCGAGCAGGAAAUCGCGGUGGCCAGUUUGUUGUUAAAGCAUCUUCAGCUUUUGCAAUUCAACGCUCACGAGGUGUUCGAGACCAGACUGGGAACGGAGCAUCGAUUUCGUGGCAGUAGACCAGUCUACCUAGGGGUGGCCAUUUACCCUACUGUCGCAAGAUUCAAUCACGACUGCUACCCAGCGGUCACCAGAUACUUUGCCGGUCGAUCUAUCGUGAUUCGAGCGAUCCGCAGCCUGCAGGCCGGGGAAGUGAUCGCUGAGAAUUAUGGACCAAUAUUCACCAAGAGAAGCCUGGACGAGCGACGGAGAACAUUGGCCGGAAGGUAUUGGUUUCGUUGCGAGUGCACAGCCUGCCGCGAGGACUGGCCACGCUUCGAAACGUUCACCGACGAUCACGUAAGAUUUAGGUGUCCGACCAAAGGAUGCAAGAAACUGCACCGACGACCGAGAGACCCGAACAGAGCCGUAGAGUGCUCCGGAUGUUGUCGAAAAAUCGAUCUUCGCGGAUCGAUGGAAUCGUUAGCCGCGUGUGAGGAACUCUACAACGUGGGGUUCGCGGCGAUGGACGAGGAAGAAACCGAGAGAGCUUUGGAGGCGUUCUUUGAGGCGGCGAAAAUGUUUCACAGUGUGGCAGUACCGCCCCACAAAGAGACACAUUUGGCGGAGAUCGCGGCGAGUGCCUGCAUGGCAGACGCGGGUAAUACUUGGUGAUUUAUCGAUCUAUUUAUUAAUUUUUUAAAAAAACUUUUACCAACGUCCAGGACAUCGACUGUUUGAAUGUAAAAUGUAUUUGCAAUCCGUGAAAUAAAGAUCUAUGUUACGUAAAAAGAUUGUUAUUUCUUUACCCUCCGCUACUCUCGUAGCGAUUCCCAGACAAUCUCCAUGGAACGAAUGAAUGGGGACGGUCAGGUAGAAACAACACACACUCGAUGCUUGAUUCGUCGGUUUUGCGAUUUUUUUGGCAUUUAUUUUUUAUAAUGCACAUGUUUCGUGAAAAAAUUAAGUUCCGUAUAUGAAAUUAGCUUUUUCCAAGUUUCGCUUUCCGUAUAAAAUUCACUGGGAUUUCAGGGAGUCGAGGGGGGAAGGAUAAGGGGAUGGAGGUUGGAGAUGGAUUGGUAGGGGAGGCAGUCGGUGGACGAUGGCUCGGACGUGCGCGAACGAUGCGACGCAACGCGACGGCGUUCCGGGCUUUCGCGACCCGCGAGAUCCUGCUAAAAAAUUCCUGCGUUUUUGAUGUCGUUCGUUGGCUGCUGCACACCCGGGUCCCGUAUGCGAAUCGGGACGAAAUCGCAUCGCGAUCCUUCCGCGGAAAACUGAAUUGGAAAUAAUUGACUGGCGCUGAGCGAGGCGCGUAUGCGCGUACAUCGUCUCGUGCCCGUUUCCCAAGAGGAACGCGACGAGGACGAUGAUAUCCAGAGCAGGACACCCGCGACUCUGACCGCGAAAAAACAGACCGUCUCGCGUUUCGAGCAACCUUCUUGUCCGAGCUUCGAUCGCCGUUCGACCGUAAGCGGUUGCGCCAUUGCGACGCAAGCGUCCGAAUUCCCGGUCGCAGAUACCGAUCGCGCGUGAACUAACGAUACGUUUUAACCGCGGACCGUGGGGGUGGUCGCUGGACCGAGCCGAUGAUCCCGAAUAUCGCGCGUGUUAACAUGUAUUGCGCGGCGGACCAUUUACGGUCCGCUCGAUUCCUCUUAUUCGCAUAAUUUCUUUGCUUCUAUUUGGUUUUUUUUUUCUUUUCUUUUUUUUAACUCCGAUAUUCACUUUCAACACAUGCAUUGUUCUUUUUUCGCAUUCAAUUACAAUGUUUUGCUUCCUAAGCGUUAACUUUCUUUCUUGGUUUAUUUUUACUCCUCUCUCCUCGUCGUCGACGAUUUCUUUUUCAAUUUUCUUUUUUUCGCGUUCUUUCUACGUUGCGUACUUCGUGGGAGCGCACGGUCGCGAGAAACGAAAACUAUCCCGGCGCGAGACAGGUAAGAAACACCGAACGCCUGCUCGCCUAUGAAUUUUUGCUUUCUUUUUUUUUUUUCUUUUGCCUGUUUCUUCCCCCACCCACCCACUGAAUUUCCAAUCGACCACAAAGCAACGCGAUCUCGCGCCUUGAUUCUCUCCCACUCGGCACUACACUCACCCCGCACACUCUCUUCGGUUUUUCCUGCAUCUACUACUCGGGGCCACCUUUACAACGACCAGGGCGUUCAUCUUUUCCGACGAUCGUGACAACGACUGCGCCGACGAAGAAAAAUAAACGAGAGAUUCCGGACGAUGCUCGAAGCAA
Molecule: messenger RNA, 3912 nt
Organism: Colletes gigas
Lineage: Eukaryota; Metazoa; Arthropoda; Insecta; Hymenoptera; Colletidae
Product: SET and MYND domain-containing protein 4-like
Exons: 9
Coding region: 261-2345 (694 amino acids)
Molecular function (GO): protein binding
Source: RefSeq, a predicted model, not a curated record